Messenger RNA from Triticum turgidum subsp. durum (durum wheat), 1311 nucleotides. The record is from the annotation of a GenBank genome assembly. Lineage: Eukaryota; Viridiplantae; Streptophyta; Magnoliopsida; Poales; Poaceae.
AUGGCCUCCGAGCUCGGGCAACCGCCGCCGGCGAAAUGCCCACCGAGGGCACCCACCACCAUUACCGAUAUCGGCGACGACCUCCUUUGCGAGAUCUUCCUCCUCCUUCCCUCCCUCCCGAGCCUCGUUCGCGCCGCCCUCGCCUGCCGCACCUUCCUCCACGCCGUCCGUUCGUCCCCCGCCUUCCGCCGCCGAUUCCGGGCGCUCCACCAUCCGCAGCUCCUUGGCUUCUUCCGUGAAACCGGCCGCGAAGCCACCCCUCCCUUCGUCCCCGUCCGCAGAAGCUCCGACCCCGACCUCACCGCCGCCGUCAGCGGUUCCGAUUUCUUCCUCUUCCGCCUCCCUGAAGACAGCGAUUCCACCCCCGGCUGGGAGCUGAAGUGCUGCCACGACGGCUACCUCGGCCUCGCCAACAAUGUCACCGAACAGAUCGCUGCCUACAACCCCCUCACGCAGGCACUGCAUCUCUUUCCCCAGCCGCUCAGGGAGAUCCUCAGCAAGGGUCUGUUCCCCCAGCCACAGCGGCCCAAGGAGAUCCGCAUGGAAGUCCUUGAGUUCCAUAUCCUCUUCUCCGAGGAGGACCAGCGGGUGUUCCGAAUGGCUCGUGUCCAAUUUCGGAACAUCUCGAAGGUGCCGGUGUGUGUUGCUGUCUUCUCACCGGCCACUAGGGAGUGGCAGGUUUUGCCAUGGCCGGCUCCACCACAGCCUGUGGAUGACGACGGGGACGACUGGUUCGGCUUUUGCCCUGGUAUGCAGAUGAGUGGAUUCGUUUACUGGAAACACAAGAGUAAAGCCUAUCUACUUGUUCUCGACAACGUGACACAGCAGUUCUCUAGAGUGAAUUUGCCGCAUUUCUUGGGAAAGAUAGACCCUACGCUGUUCAAGCUUGGUCAGACCAAGGAUGGGAAGCUCUGCAUGGUUACGGCAGAUGACUCCGACGCAAAUAUAGGAACGCUUGUUGUUCAUGUUUGGGGAGCUGAUGAUGACGGUGUUGAGAAAUGGAUGCUGGAAGAUACUUUUCCACUCAGUACAUUUAUUGACGCCAACAAGUAUUUAACAGAGGAUGAUACCACGGUGCAGAUUGAGGCCGUUAUCGAUGGCUUUGUGUACCUGUCUAUUAAGUAUGAUGAUUAUGCCGAGUCCCUCAUAUCCUUCUGCCUGGAAACAGCAGAGCUAAACACGCUCUUUGAUGAUACAUAUGCAAGCCCUGCUUAUCCCUACAUCAUGUCAUGGCCUCCUUCUUUGGUAUGCAACAAGGUGAGCCCGUGCUUGAAGACCCCGGUAAAGUAUUUUCAGACGUUUGCUCCUUAG